Linum trigynum is the source of this 1302-nucleotide messenger RNA. Lineage: Eukaryota; Viridiplantae; Streptophyta; Magnoliopsida; Malpighiales; Linaceae. The record is from the annotation of a GenBank genome assembly.
AUGGAUGGUUCAAGCAUGGGUGGUAGGUUUAUGUUAGGAUCAAUUGGGGGGAGCUUGGACCUAGAAGCUCCUCCUAUGCAUCGAAAUCAACAUAGCCAGAUGGGUAAUCCCUCGAUCCAUCAUCAUCACCACGGCCAGGUGAACUUAACUGGUGGGAUUGAUAACGAUGGGCAAUCGAUGGGGCUAAUGGAAUCGAUAGGUCUGGCUCGUAAAGGGCAUCCGACGAGUUAUGGGAAAGCAAAUGACGAUGAUCUUAGUGAAGAAGAUGAUGAUCCAAACUUGAUGGAAGAUGGGCAGGCAGCCAACAGCUCGAAGGGUACGAAGAUAUCUCCAUGGCAUCGGAUGAAAUGGACCGAUAAUGUGGUGAGGCUUCUGAUUGCUGUUGUUGCUUAUGUGGGCGAUGAUGGUCCGGAAACUGGCGAGAGCCACAAGAGGAAAUCUGUGGUUCUGCAGAAGAAAGGCAAGUGGAAGACUGUUUCGAAGGUCAUGAUCGGUAAAGGCUGUCACGUUUCGCCCCAGCAGUGUGAGGAUAAGUUCAAUGAUUUGAACAAGAGGUACAAGAAGUUGAAUGACAUUCUUGGGAGGGGAACAAGUUGCCAAGUUGUGGAAAACCCCGGCUUGAUGGAAUCGAUGCCUCAUCUUUCGUCCAAGGCCAAGGAUGAAGUUAGGAAGAUACUGAGCUCGAAACAGUUGUUCUACCAGGAGAUUUGUGCUUACCAUAAUGGACAAAAGAUUCCCAAUUGCCCUGAUGUGGAUCUCCAAGGAUGUUCAUUACCCGUGAAGGGACACUGGAGAGAGAAUGAUGGUUCUGACGAGGAUGAGGAGAACGAUGAAAGCGAAGAUGAUGACUCGGAGAAUGAAGAUGAAAAUGUCGAUAUCAAUGCUGAGAGGACUAGAAGAAAUGAAGAGGGCAAUAGCUUUGAGGUCGAAAUGGCUGCCAUGUUUCGAGACCCUAAUGUGACAUCUAGGGACAGGAACCAGUGGGUUAAGAAGCAGAUGUUUCACCUACAGGAGCAACGAGUCAGCAUCAUGGCUGAAUCCUUACAGCUCGAGAAGCAACGCCUCAAGUGGUUGAGAUACAGAAGUAAGAAAGACAUGGAGUUUGAUAGAUUGAAGAUUGAGAAUGAGAGACUGAGGCUAGAGAAUGAGCAAAGCAUGGCACGGAUGAAGAUGAAGCAACUGGAAGCCAAUCUUGGACAUUCUGAUGCCUCGGUAGAUCCAAUUACUCUCGGUACUCAACGACCACAAGGAAAAGAGCCGAUUGAUUUGAGCAGGCCACGUUGUAGAAUGAUUGACGCUUGA